Messenger RNA from Gregarina niphandrodes, 2197 nucleotides. RefSeq lists its product as hypothetical. NCBI's taxonomy places the organism in Eukaryota, Apicomplexa, Conoidasida, Eugregarinorida, Gregarinidae. The transcript is spliced from 2 exons. The annotation marks the transcript as partial. The record is from RefSeq and is a predicted model, not a curated record.
AUGGCAAUAAAGCAAUGUCUCCGGGUACUGGAGCAGCGGUUGUGUGGAGACGUUUGUUUAGUGAAACAGGAGUGGUCUCCUGAAGCAAAGGAAAUACUGGGUGAACUUGAUAGCUUUUUGGUCAAUGCUCGUAAUUCGCAUUCUACGAUUCAGUCGUAUUCGCCGGAGUCAAUUUCCGAGGAGAUCCGGAAACUGAAUCCGGGUUUGGGCACAAAGUUGCUGGGGCACUCUCCGUAUCCGGACGACACUGCUGCACGUAUUGCCGGCGUUGCCAACGGCACAAUAUAUGGGCUGGUCAUUGCUUUGGCGGCAGUACUUUCAGUCGAAGUGGGAGUAGCCACAGAAAUCUUUCUGCGAUGUGUUGACCAGAAGGACUUGUCAGGGAUGGUUCGACAGGCUGUCACCCACAACUUGUCCACCGUGCUAUCCACCCCACUGAAUCAGCAAGGCGAAGGCCGACUACCCGUGAAGCUUAUGGAAGCCUGUCUUGAACUCUGGAUCGAAGACCAGCUGCACUAUGUAGACACGUUGAUGAAAUUAUUCGAACUGGGAAACAAGAUUGUCGGCUACAACGCCUUGGAAAGAGACGUUGUAAGUGAGGAAGACUUAAUCAACGGAGGCCAACUGACUGGCGAUAGCAGCAGCUGUUCCGACGCUGACACCACAAUCAAACCUGACCCCGCUGACACGACAGACAACACAUUGCACAUCGACCCGCGAGAACAUGUGGCCGGAACAGAUCCCAGACCCAUGUGUCCGCAAACGAGAAAAGAGGUCCUUAACUUGCUAAAUAUACUGGAGGCCAAAGGCUGCUUCAAGGUAGUCGUGCAACGUAUCAUGUGCUGCUUCUCAUACUUCAAGGACGAGUCCAAGAUACAGGCCACUGUUAACAGCGCCUUGAACACAUCCGAGUCGCUGCUGGUGCAACUCGGCCUACAACUCCGCUCCGUCCAAAUACCCCCCGGGAACGUGCUACCGCAACUCAUUCACCUCACGCUCCCGCCCGAGUUCUUCCAAAUCACUGCAGCUCACCGCAAAUCCUUACUGAGCGCAAACCUCGGCCUACUGGCUUCCAUGACCACCGCCGUCGCACUUCAGACUAAAGACAACCUAUACGCUCUCAUCUCGCUUGCACCGCACCUCUUCACCAUCAGCCCCAUGUCCUUCAGUGCGGACAUGCAGCUAGUCGGACCUCAUAUCCGCGAAUAUGACCUCAUGGUCGAGAGCGCCAGCUACGAGACCCUCAUUGAAUGCCGCACCACACCACUUGUUACCAACGCAGUCGGUAGCGUCGCACCCGGCUCCAUUUACGGACUUCCCAGCCGCUUGGGCCAAACCGGCUUAACUCAAGCCGGCCUGGGCCAGACUGGUCUCGGCCAGACUGGCUUGGCCCAGACUGGCCAGGCGCAGCCUGGGCUAACCCAGGCGCCGGCUGGGCUAUCCUCCUUGGCAGGAUCUGACGGCUUUGGCGGGACGGGCGCAGGUGCAGACAGCCAGCCGGUGGUGCCGGUGACGGAGUUGUUCGAGGCAGGUCCGUUCGUGACGUUGGUGGUCAUGGCGGCGACGGACGGCACGGCACUACGGAUCCACAGCAAUGGCGCGUCGUGGACGACGACUCCCGCGACGCCCUCGGAGCAGCCGGAGUGCCUUCGCGGCGGCGCAGAGGACGUGGCACAGUUGCACGCGCCGGGUGCGACCGUGGCAUCGCUGUUGAGCAGCGACUCUGUCGACGGGCAAAUCUGUCGCUGGUUCCAUCGACUGCCCAAGGCGGCGGAAAGCCACAUCGCGUUCAUGUUUCUCCGGUACGCCACGGUGGCUUGCCACGCGGCCUCGACGCUCACACAUCAAAGUCUGCUGCGCCUCAUCUUUGCCGUGCAACAGCAGCUGGACCAGUUGUUUCCCCCCGAGCAGAGCGGCGGAUUGUUGGCGCCUCUAGAGCGUGAGCCGGCUACAAAGGGUCCGACGCCGAGUUGGUUCGAAGAAAAGGAGUUGGUGGCCAGCGCCGCGCUCUGGCUGGAUUCGCUGUUGCGCCGCUGUCCCGCUGUAGCGCCUCAGGUCUUCCCGAUGUGCGAGCGCCUCCUUAAACCGACGGCCGACCACGCACAACUCGUCGCCAUCACGGGCGCUAGUCCAUUCGACGAACUACAGUCGCUCGUCUUUUGCCUCGGACACCUCUACGUCACGCUCUUUGCUACCG